Molecule: messenger RNA, 8437 nt
Organism: Didymodactylos carnosus
Lineage: Eukaryota; Metazoa; Rotifera; Eurotatoria; Philodinida; Philodinidae
Source: the annotation of a GenBank genome assembly
AUGUUUGGGGGUGGGACAGAAGUAUUGGUUGUUGAAACGAAUGAUGAUGGAAUUCUACGAGCAGCUUUUUCGUUGUUUGAUAAGGCGAAGAAACCGUUUCAUGUUCAUCAACUAUUCUAUUGUACGAAGCGAACUACUUGGAUGGAAAUUCGUGCAUUCAUUUAUCGUUGUUUCUUUUCCAAAAAAUAUCAAGUGCUUAUUCGACCUAAUUUGCUCUUAUUACUAAUUCAAGAUAAAUUUUUUCCAUUGCUUAAUCAAAUAAUCGAAGAAUAUCCGGGACGUUCUAUUCAGUUAGGUAUCAUUACAACAGAAGCUUCUUCUCAUGUACAAUUAAUUAAUGCAAUCAAGACUGGAAUCAAUGUCAACAUAUUACGCGAGCAAGAACGUUUAAGCAAUGAUGCCUUUACUUCUCAAGUUCAGAAAAUGCUUCAUCAAUGCACUCUCGUCACAUCUCGUCUCUCUGGUCUGGGUAAAUCGCAUUUCAUUGAGAAAGAAAGUCGUCGACUCGGUAAACAGCAUAUCAAAUUUCCCAUUGGUGGUGAUAUAAUAGCGGAUGACAUAGCUGAUCGACUCCGAACCUUAGGUGGAAAAGCAUUGCGUACAUCGAUUUUGCAUCUUGAUAUCGGACAUGUUGAAGAUCCACAUGAUCUUGAUGAAUUAUUAUAUUGUCUCGCACUUUUUCGCAGCUUCUGUUUUGGUCAGUUGGCUGUGCAUGUGCCGUUCGAAACACUCAUAUAUGUUGAACUUGCCUCAUCCCCCUUCAUUACAACUAACCAGGAUCUUAUAUUGUAUCAACAUCUUAAGCCUGUUUAUCUCGAUAAAAUAAACUGGGAUGAUCUCGACUGUGAGCGUCCGAGUAUUCAGUUCGUAGCCAAAUAUCUGAAUGCGAUUACUACAGGUGCAAUCACAAACAAAGAUAUUAACUUAGACGACAAAGAAGUAAUCGAUCGCAGGCUCUGUCUGAAAUUAAUUCAGACCCAUUUUCUUCAACCAAAAAAUGUUGAAUUUGUCACAUGGACACAAUUAUCUAUUUUUAUUGCAGUGUUUUAUUCUCUCUUUAAUGGAUUUUCGAUCUGUGGUUACUUUCUUGCUGAAUUCGUGAGCCAACCUCAGUUGCGACUGGAUAUUCUUCAAGCACUUCUUCGUUCUUCAGAUCAAUUCACCUCGCUAUCUGUAGAAACGGUGCGAAAGCAACAGCGCGCCAGUGGAAUAGAUGAUCCAGAGACUCAUCAACCAGUAUUGACUAAUUCUAUUGUUCGCUGGGAAAAUACUGAACCGUUUACACUUGUUUUUACAGCAACUCAUGAACCUUUGUUCGUUUACAAAACAGACCGUGCGAUACCACAAUCACUCAGAAACUAUUUCAAUGAUUUUCAACAAGCAGUUUCACAGCGACGGACUCGGAAAGCUGCUGACACUGCGCCACAAUUAAAUCACUUUGAUGACAACAUAUUUCCUGAUUAUAAUAAACUCUCACAUGUGGAAUUAUUUCGAAAGCUUGCUUCAUUAUCAUACAAAUAUUUCAACAAGGCUGUAUGUACUAUAUGUUUCAAGCAAUAUCCAUACAAUACACAACAAUGUACACAAUGUCACACGAACGAGAGCAUUCGUCAACCAAGAACAGUCGAUAAUUGUGAUGUGUUAGUAUUUCAAACACAGAUCGCUACUUUGCUUGAGGCCGAAUAUGUCCUUACUCCAGACAACUAUGUCAAGAUGCUACUUGUGUAUAUGCGCAUACAAAGCGGUCUUCCAGUAUUAAUUAUGGGGGAAACAGGCUGUGGUAAGACAGCAUUGAUUAAAUUUUUGUGUCAAAAAAUUCUUGACGAUGAACUGGAAAUAUUCAGAAUUCACGCUGGAGUGAACGAUGAGAAGAUUAUUGAGACAAUGCGACGAUUUAUAAUUAAAGCUAAAGAAUGUGCACAACAGGAAAAACGUCUUUGGAUAUUCUUCGACGAAUUCAACACGACAUCUAGUAUUGAUUUGCUCAAAGAGAUCACCUGCGAACGUACACUUCUGGGUGACUGGUUACCCUAUAAUAUGGUCUUUCUUGGUGCAUGUAACCCGCGUCGACAUAAGAGCACUGAAGAACGGAUGUCGUUUGAAAACAAUAUUGGCAUAAAAAAAGAUCGAUAUGAAAUGAUGAAGAAGCUCGUCGGUGGCAAGUAUUUAUUAUAUACAGUAGUAUCUAUUCCUGAGACUAUGCUGGAAUAUAUCUGGGAUUAUGGAUAUCUUGAUCAAGAUACAGAACGGGCAUAUAUUCAAACAAUACUCAAAACAUGUCCUUCGUUAGUAAUAUACGAACAAUUAUUUAAUACAUUUAUUCAACUCAUAUCUCGAUCGCAAUUAUUCAUACGCGAAACUGAAGAUGUUAGUAGUGUUAGUUUGAGAGAUGUGGCUCGAUUCUGUCGUUUGUACAAUUGGUUUCAUGAAUCGAUCGUUGUGCGUGCUACUAACACGCCUCUGUCCACACUGACAGUUGCUCAACGAGCUGCUUUUGCGGCUCUCUUCUUAUGUUACUACUUUCGACUUCCUUCCGUUGAGCGUAAAAAUAAUUAUGUCGCCAUGCUCGUAGAAAGCUUAGCAGAGUCUUAUUCCCUGCCAUUAACGGAAAAAGGCUUCCUCAUUAGACAGCUUGAGACAGAGGAAAACGAGUUAAUAAAAGAGAUGGAACUGCCUAGUGGUAUGGCAAAAAAUCGAGCUCUGCGCGAAAACAUAUUUGUUCUUCUCGUAUGCAUUGUUAAUCGAAUUCCUGUAGUGCUAUGUGGAAAACCCGGUUGUAGCAAAACAUCCGCCGUGCAAAUCGUUAUCAGUAAUCUUAAUGGAAAAAAAUCAAACAGUUCAUACUUUCAAACACUACCCGAACUCAUCAAAGUUUCAUAUCAAGGCUCGCAAAAUUGUACAUCCAGCAGCACUGAAAAGGUAUUCGAACGAGCUGGUAAGUAUCAGAAGGCUCAAUCAGAAGCGCGUCUUCUGCCGGUCAUAGUUUUCGAUGAGAUUGGUCUAGCUGAACUCUCACCACGUAAUCCACUUAAGGUGCUUCAUGCCGAACUUGAAGUAGAAACAUGUCAAUACGGUUUUGUUGGUAUAUCAAAUUGGCGCUUAGAUGCAUCAAAAAUGAAUCGAGUACUUUAUAUAAGUUGUCCCGAUCCGGACAUUACUGAUCUGACAAUGACUGCUAAAUCGAUUGCAGAUAACAUGUUAUGUGGACAAUCAGCAGCACCAGACCUGGAUUCAAUCCUCAGCUGUUUGGCUAAAGCCUAUUAUCACCUAUUUGUUUUUCUUAAAACUCAGCAGCAGAACGCAUAUUAUUUUGGUCUACGCGAUUUUUAUUCCUUGGUUAAAGGUGUUCUGAGUGAAACACAUAAUACCAUGACCAAGAAUGGUGACGAUCUAUACGCUAUUGUGCAUCGACAGAUGAAAAUUAAUCUUGAUGGCAUCAUCGAUGGAUCAGUUUUGACGUGGCAGAUCUUUUGUGAAAGUCUCAACCAUACAGAGCUUAUAGAUCAAUAUCCAUCGCCGACUUUUAAAGAUCUCCUUGAUCGUCGUAUUAAAAUACAUUCAGGUCGCUUUCUAAUGUUCAUAGCUGACGGAGAGAGUUCAAUUGAUUACGUUGAACGAUAUCUUCGUUCGGCUACAAAAUGGUUACCGAUACAUGAACAUUCAGUACGAACAUUAAUCGGUAGCCAAAUGCCAGGUGAUCUUGUUUUAAAUAAAACUUAUACCGAAACUUAUAGUUACAGAGUACUUAUGGAUAUUAUUCUCCAUGCCGAGACAAAUGUAACUUUACUUAUGCGACAAUUAGGUCAUCUUCAUGAUAAUCUAUACGAUUUAUUUAAUCAGAACUUUGCUGUUUCUGCGAAAAAGCAAUAUUGUCGGAUUGCACUUGGUGCUCUUUAUCAUCCACGAUGUCUUGUCAAUGACAACUUUUUCUGUAUCGUAUUUGUCAAUCGAGACGAGGUUGAAAAGUGUGAUCCACCAUUUCUCAAUCGAUUCGAAAAGCAUAUUAUCAAUAUUCAAGAUCUAGUCCAACCAGUUCAUUGGGAAACAACUCAAGUUCUUCUCAAGUGGCUAACGGAUCUUUUACCAUCUGGAGAUAAUGUACGCUUUCCGUGUCUUCAACAUUUGUUUAUUGGCUACAAUCCUGAUUAUGUCUGUAACUUAGUGAUUGAUACUAGUGAAGAAAAUGUAGAUCAACAACAAGUGAUAGAAACAUGUAAAAUCAAGAUACUGCGCUCUUGUUCAUUUGAUUUACCGCUUGUUCUUGCCACUCAAAUGACCGAUAACGACAAAAAUCGAACGCUGAUUCAACAAUAUUAUAAUAUUCAUGAACGUGGGUCAUUUGCGGAUGUUCUUCAUCAACAUCGAGGAAGGCGUUUAAGUUCUAUAACAGGAUCAACUCCAUUGAGCGCAAUACUUUGUAGCGUUACUAAAAAGCAGAUCAUUUAUACGUAUACACAGAUUUAUGAUACUAUUAUUUGCGAUCCGAAUAUUGUUAAGGAAAUCAAAUUAAACAACUUGCAAACAGAACUGGAAGUGAUAAAUAAAAUAAAAGGACACUUUUUAAAAAAAGACGGUCCACGUAUUUUGAUAAUACGUGUUGACCAUCUGACAGAACAUAAACAACUUCUUUCGCUUAAACAUAUUUUACUCAAUGCAAUUGAUGAUGAAUCUAAAGAACCAUCCGAUCAUUGUAUUUGGCUUGUUAUUCACUUACAACGCAAUAUGCUUGGUGAAGCAAAGAAUGAUAUAUUGUUCCACGGUUGGCUAGUCCAUAUGAUAGACGAUCUUAAUGCAUACAAUCCUAUUUCAAUCGAGAAUUUGAUGAAUCCAUCAUAUUAUGAUCUGGUUGCUCAAGAGCCGUUUAAGCUGUCGGAAAAACUAUUCAAUGAACUUGUCGAUCGAACCUUAUCAAAGCUUCGGUAUGAAGUAACUAACAAUCAGUUAGAGUCAAGAAUUAAUCAGCGACGAAACACCAUUAUUAAUUGUCUCGUACAAGACAAUCAUUCCAGACUUCGACGUUCGGUUCGAGAGAACUUGUUCCUACUCAUACAAAAGAUACAUCAUGAUCGAGCCGAUAAACGCUUUUCCGAUUGGCGAAAAGAUCUUCUAAACAAUGGAUUAAUUAUUGCAACGUGCCGCUCUUUAAGCGAUGCUCUGAAAGCUACAAUUGUUCAAUUUUAUGAAACGUAUUUUUUACUUUUAUUUGCACAUUUAGAACGAAAUGCUUUCUUUGAUUCGUAUCAAUUCAUUCAAGGGCGAGAUGAAAAUGAGCAGAAGCUUCUCAAACAAAUUUGGGUUACUUGUUUAACUUCAACCCUAAAGAAUAUUGACCAAAAUACCAUGAAUUGUGACAAUGUUGAAAUAUCGUUAGUCUUUGAUUUACGACUCCCAUGUGCUGUGGCCGAGUAUGCUGUUGUGCGACGAAUACGCAAGAUGUUAUCACAACAACGGUCAAAAAAUGACAUAACUGUUGGCGAUCUUGACCAGCAAAUAUGGCAAAAACUGAAUGAUAAAACAGUCUAUGGGAGCAUAUUAAUCCAUACAAUUUUUGAUAAUGAUAAACUAUCCGAACACUACUAUCAUGAUCAAAUGACUAGUACAAAUCCAACUCUUUCAAAUAAAACUCGUUUUCAAUCAUUAUUAACAAAUUGGGAAGAAAUGAUUCAGAUAUUUCGAAUUUUCGAAGUCGGAGCUACGUUAAUUGGCGAAAAUUCUCUACUAAAGACUUGCAAGAAACAGUUUAUAGAAAGUGAUGAGGGCAGUGAUGAUGUAAACAAUGAGAAUCGUCUCUAUACAUUGAUAUUUACUAAAAAACGUUUCCGUCAAAUCGAACCUAGAAAGAAAGAUUCGCAAGUAAAAGAAAACUCAAAUGAUAAUAAAGAUCUAUUCAUUGAAAAUAGUCUCAUGAAUCUUCUUGAAUUGCUCCAGAGACAGGAAUAUGUACGAAAAGUUGAAUCUCCUGAACAGAUGAUGACUACGUAUAAUCUCAUCUAUCAUGGUGUUCGUACAUUGACAAACUAUUCGGUUGACAAUCUAGAGAAAUUUAGUUCGUACACAAGUCCAGUUCGAUCGAUUACUGCUCUUAUAGACAAUCAAUUCGCUACGGAUAUUUUCCAACAGAUAUAUGCCGACGAUGUUGCCGCUAAUUUUGAUUCCUGUGAUUUGAUUCAUGCAUUCAUUGAACGAUUAACAAAAACUAUAGAAGCAGCAGAAGAUCAAAUGACGGUAGACAAAGCUACUGUUCAGCGUACACUUCUUAAACUUGAAAUUGAAUUGUUAAAAAACUGGCUAAUCGGCCAUGGUGAUCAAUACUGCGAUAUUCUCGCACUGAUUAACCGCAAUGACACUGAUCUCUGGCGAUAUUCGACAAAGAUCUUCGUGUAUAUCACUCUGCGUCUGCAUUUGAUAGAAUACAUAGAGGAACAUCAUGGCCAGAUACCGGCGGAUGAUGAGAAUUUUAGAAACCUGGAGAAAUACUUACAAAACUCGUCCAAUCAGUCAUCUAAAAUUCAACUACUUUUAGUCAAUCAUCUUCAUAAGAAUCUAAUUUUAUCGAUUAGCGGAAAUGAUUUUGAAGACAUUCUAAGAAAAGAAUUUGGAUUCUUUGAAAUAAAUAUGCAUGUGGUAACUCAGCAUAUUGUCAACGGACGGCAUCACGUUCGAUUGAUUGGUCUGAUUGCGUGGCUUAAAUGCUAUACACAAAUGUAUGCAUUCGUUUUACACAACGACUCACAUCAAGACUUUAUGUCGCAUAUUGAUCGCUUUUUAGCUAGAGAUGAGAGCACAUUUGGUGCUACUCUGAAGUUAUUUAUUCUCAAGCAACUUGUGCACAUGUCGAAGGGCGUAACAUUAGCAGACGUUCGCGAAACUUUUGCUCAUCGUAACGUCGUCUGGUUACGACCAUUACUAACGCGUGUUGAACCUAUGGCUGCAAAUCGUGAUCUUAUUCUACCUUUGCCUUUAUUCGAAGGACAUGAUGAAUUUGUAAUGGUCAAUAAAACUUUAAAUAAUUUCGGUAAUAUCGACGAAGUGAGCGCUCUUAUCAAGAAAUGCCGAGAUAAUCAACGACUGGCAUAUGGUUUUUACUCAUGGUUUAUUCAGUACUACUGUCGUUAUCUUACGCCAAACACACAGAUAGAUCAACAGUUUGUACAACUCUUUUGCAGUGAUUUGAAGCAACUGCUAAUAGAUUCUUUUGAGCCAAUUGGAUUUAAUCUGCUUGUAUCUCUAUGCAGUAAUUUUCCUGCCGUUUCCUAUUUCCAUUUACAACCAGACAUGCCAAAAAAAGAAUUAUAUAGGCGUUUACUUGCUCUUAAUAUCGUAGCUGUCUGUUUAUCGACUAAAGGCUGUCCAAAAGCAACAUAUUUAGGUACAUUGCUAUUCGAUCAAAACCAGCAUAUGCCUCAAAACUAUGUUAACCACAUCCAAUCUAUAUGUUUGAUGGGUAUGAUCAGUAGUGAUCCAGUGGUAACACAAAUGAUCGAUGUGAGAACACAAAUACAAGAUCGUCUUAAUAGGAAUCUAAUCCACAUAGGUGGAAUGUUCGUUUUUCAAUGCUCUCGUGAUUGUCACUGGAUGUUUUAUUUUGAGGACUGUGGAAUUCCAAAUGAUAAGCAACAAUGUCCACUUUGUAAAAAAGAUAUCGGUGCUUUUAGAUAUAACCAGUUGAUUCAGCGUGACCCUCCACAAAUUCAGAUGAAUUUGCAAGAUGGUUUUAGAACAAUAGAACAGUACAUGAAAACAUAUAAUAGCGUAUUACGAUUAGGCUAUCACAAUGUCGCACCUGUUAUGCAACUACCGCCAGACGAGAAACCAGAUCAUUUGAAUCGAACUGUUUCCUUUAGAUUUCUUCACCUGUGGACUCAUGCACAACUGUUUGUCUUACAUGAAUUGAAGUGUUUAUCUGACGACGAUCUUCUUCAAAGAUUAAAAGUGCCUAAUAUUUUGCACUUUCGUCAACAUUUUGAUAGGGAUUGCACGUUGAUGGAAGGAAUAUCGACAGAUCCCGAACAGUAUCACAUAUGGUUAUACAAGCUCAUUAAUCAUAUGCUUGACAACAAUAUUAAUAUCAUUGGUAUUCUGAACACAAAUGAAAAAGUGGUCCAAAUCGAGCAGUUAAUUGAACAACGAUUAAUCUUUCCCCAUGUUGACUCGAUUAUUAAUGAAAUUGGAAAUUAUCGUCUAGCAUACGUUGAUUUUGUUCAAAAGUUUGAUGCAGAGAUUUCACUGAGUAAUUAUGUCGAUGAAUUACGACAAAAUGAUGAACGCUAUCCGUUACUCUCAUACUUCAAUGUCAGUCGAAUUCAAACAGUCAAUCCACUUGAUGAAUUUCGCGUAAAAAUGCAAACUUUACCCUUCGGUGACAAAAUGUAUCCUCUGUCAGCAUCCUUACUAAAACGUCUCGAUGAAUACGCCAACAUUCAAUAUUUAUAUCCAC